Molecule: messenger RNA, 1335 nt
Organism: Colletotrichum karsti
Lineage: Eukaryota; Fungi; Ascomycota; Sordariomycetes; Glomerellales; Glomerellaceae
Product: FAD binding domain-containing protein
Exons: 4
Coding region: 1-1335 (444 amino acids)
Molecular function (GO): FAD binding
Source: RefSeq, a predicted model, not a curated record
AUGAACAAGAUGGUCGAAGAGAUCGACGUCCUCAUCUGUGGCAGCGGCUCCGCGGGCCUCUGCGCCGCAGUAUGGCUUGCUCGCUAUGGCGUCAACUUCAAGAUCCUAGAACGCCGGAAUGGGCCGCUCGAGCAGGGACAAGCCGACGGCGUACAAUGCCGUACCGUCGAAAUCUUCGAGAGUCUUGGCCUUUCAGAAGACCUGCUGAAAGAAGCGCAUCACAUUCUUGAGCUGGCGUUUUGGACUCCGGACGGGAAAGGUGGAAUCCGGAGGUCUCGCCUCGAGCCCGACACGGAGCCUGGGCUCAGCCAUCUACCCCACGUCAUCUUGAACCAGGCCCGAUUCAAUGAGUUGCUGAUAAAAGAUAUUGAACGGAGAUCUGGACAAUCGCAUAUUCAGUACGGGAGCGACGUUCAACGUGUUGAGGUUGACAGCCAACUCGCAAGCGACCCUACCGCGCAUUGCGUGACGGUCACAGCUGUGGAGGAGGGAGUUGAGCGGGUGUAUCGGGCAAAGUAUGCAUUGGCAUGCGAUGGAGCGCACAGUGCUGUCAGAAGAUCCCUCGGAUUCAAGAUGGUCGGCGACAGCAGUGAUGCAAUUUGGGCUGUGAUGGACGUUUUCCCAAGGACGGACUUUCCUGACAUCCGAAAGAAGUGUGUCCUACAGUCUGAUGCUGGAAACCUGGUAAUCAUUCCGAGAGAAGGUGACGAGAAAGUCCGAUUUUACAUGGAGAUGCCUGGCUGGGCAGCGAGCGACGUCAAACCGGACAAGGUCAAGCAUCGCAUCGAUCAGAUAUUCAGCCCCUACAAGGUUGAAAUUGCUGAGACUUCUUGGUUCUCAGUCUACUCCAUAGGACAGCGAGUUGCCGACAACUUCGCCAAGGAGAACCGCGUUUUCCUGACGGGCGAUGCAUGUCAUACUCACUCCCCAAAGGCCGGUCAGGGAAUGAACGUCAGUCUGCAGGAUGGUUACAACCUAGGCUGGAAGCUCUCAGCCGUUGUGAAUGGACAAGCAAAACCGUCAAUUUUGGAGACGUACGUCUCCGAGCGGAAGCAAACUGCACAUGACCUGAUCGAUUUCGACCGCCAUUUUACAAGACUGUUCUCCUCGUCUUAUCGGAAAGAACACGGCGUCACUGUCGACGAUUUCCAGGACUUCUUCAUCAAAUCGGGAAGAUACACUGCCGGGUUGGCGAUAGAGUACAACACUUCACUCCUCGUGGACUCCGGUGAAGGUGAUCAGCUGGCCAACAAAGUGCGUGUCGGCAUGCGGUUCCCCAGCGCACAGGUUUCUUCGGGGGCGACAUCAACAAGCCUGAAGCCGAAGCCCGUCUAG